AUUGAAUGAUUAGUCAGAGCGCGUUGAUUGGUAAUACAUCGUGCUAUUCAAGAGGAGGAAGAGUAUAUAUAUUUAUAUAUAUACAUGAGAUUUAUUUUUAAAAGAUGACUGCUGCUGAAGCACAAAUGUAAUAUCGGUGUUUUAGAUUUUAUAUCAGUAAAAUUCUACUGAAAAGGAAAUUAUCUGAACUUCGGUCGUGUACAGAACAGUGCAUUUUAGACACAUUUAACAAUGCCAAUUUCUGUAUGUAAAAGGGCUGUGUUAAUCGUACUCUGUAUUAUUGGAGUUUACUGCUCAAAUUCAAAACGAGUUAUAGAAAGGAUUAAACAUCUGGAAUCUAGAUUCAAUACAGAAGCAAAGUUCAGAGAUGAGGAUUACGCCGAAGUUAUUGACAGACUUGGUGAAAUAGAUAAAAGACUGAACGCCUCUCUUGAACAGAAAGUUGGCAUUGUUAACGAGGCCCAAGGAACGGAUGAAGAUGACUACGAAAAUGUACAGCAUUUAAGGGAAGAUUUCACACGACUUCGGACAGCGUUUAGGGAGGAAAAGUCUGAAACUGCGAGAAUCCGUAGAGAAAUUCCAAAGAUUGAAAACAAUUUGAUUUUAAUGAAACAGGACAUGGACAAAUAUUGUAUGAUAAAUCUAAACAAGACGGAGCAACUGAUUUCAUGGGUCGCAAAAGCAGAUACGUUCAUGAAAAACGACAUUGCCGUCCAAUUUAAUGAUAUUAAUAAGGAACAGAAAGCUUUGCGUAAUGAGAUUAAUGACACGUCUGUACUUGCAAGAGAAGAAUUUAGGAUUGUAGCAGCUCAGAUAGAAGAAACUGUUCGGAAUACUGUCGAAAAAGCACUUAAAGAGAUUACUGAGGAACAGAUAGCUUUACGUAAUGAGAUUACUGAGGAACAAAUAGCUUUGCAUAAACUAUCUGCUCGUCUGGAACUCCUGUUUGUGUGCAACUCAUGCUCAGAUGCAAAAAAAUACGGAAAUUUACGCACAGGCGUCUAUCAACGUGGAAAUUGCCCUGAGAUUUUCUGUGACCAAACCACUGACGGAGGUGGUUGGACUGUGUUUCAGAGAAGAGAGAAUGGUGAGAUUGAUUUCUAUCGUAACUGGAAAGAGUAUAAAAACGGCUUCGGCGAUCUGAAUGGUGAAUUCUGGCUAGGAAAUGAACGUUUGAGUAUUCUUACAGCAACAGGAGAUCAUGAACUAAGAAUAGAUAUGGAAGAUUUUGAGGGAAAUCGCGCCUUUGCAAAGUAUAGUAAGUUCAGGAUAUAUCCGGAAGAAGACAAGUACAAACUGGAGGUGAGUGGAUACAGUGGAAAUGCUGGAGAUUCUCUUAAACCUCAUAAUGGAAUGGCGUUUUCAACGUUUGACAAUGACAAUGAAAUAAAUUCGGGAAAUUGUGCAAAAACAUAUCAUGGUGCCUGGUGGUACAAGAGUUGUCACACUUCAAAUCUAAACGGCAAGUUUAUCCAUACUCCGUCAAGUUGUAAAUCAGAUGCCACAGAAAUCAACUGGUACCACUGGAAAAAAAACUAUUACUGUUUGAAAAGUGUAGAAAUGAAAUUUCGUUAAACAAAUGAUGAUGCUAAAUUCUGAGAUUAUUGUUCAUGUAAACAACCAUGAUGUUGAAAUUAGAAAGAGGAGUGUAUAUCACAUUAAAGACAAAUGUAUAUAUAAUAGUCUUAUGCAAGAUGGUGUCGAUAACUGAUUAAACCUUGAUAACUUGAUUCACUGUUAGACUAUCUGGUUAUAUUGGGAAUCAUGAUAACAUGUAUAUAAGAAAGUGUUUCAUCUGUAACUGGACUGUGAAAUGUAUUUAAUAUGUUUGUAUAGAUACGUACAUGUGUCCAAAUUUGUGUUUAAAACUGAAUCAUGUAAUAUGCGCUGAAAAAACAUACGAUGGUCAGAAGGAAAAUGUCAAGUUAUAUUAUAUACGGUAAAAACAAAGGAUGUUUAUAUUGGGAAUCAUUGUUCAUGUACCAUGUAUAUUAGAAAGUGUUUCUGUAAUUGAAGUUUGAAAUGUAUUUAAUAUGUUGAAUAGAUACGUACAUGUGUCCAAAUAUGUGUUAAAAUCUGAAUAAUGUAAUAUGCACUGAAAACUAUUCUAUUGUCAGAAUAAAAAAUAUCAAGUUAUAUGAUAUUAGUAAAAAAAAUUGUGCACCUGGAAAUAAAACAACAUAGGAAUGAUGACCUGUUAAAAGUAAAUCAAUUAAUUGAAUUAUAUGCUGUUUCAUAAAUAAAUUUCAUAGAUAAAA
Mercenaria mercenaria is the source of this 2258-nucleotide messenger RNA. Its product is annotated as fibrinogen-like protein 1. The record is from RefSeq and is a predicted model, not a curated record. Lineage: Eukaryota; Metazoa; Mollusca; Bivalvia; Venerida; Veneridae. Bases 232 to 1575 code for a protein of 447 amino acids. The transcript has a single exon.